UCCUCUGAGUCUGAGAAUUGAGAACUUCAUCAUCGGCAGACAUGAGGAACGUUUACGCUUUUGCCCUGCUGCUCGUCGCAGUUGCUGCAAGCACCGCCUUCGGUGCCAGCGUUUCAAGUCAGCCUGGACAUCUGAUCUGUCGCAAUAAGGCGAACGGAAUCCGGGCCCUGGUCCCCGGAAGCUGCUCCAGAUUUUACGAAUGCCAUAAUGGAAUUGCCACGGAAUACGCUUGCCCCAAGUACUAUGACUUCAAGACCCGAAGCUGUGUUUCCUACAAUCCCGGUUGCACGGAGGGUGCAGUAGUGGCAGCGGCGCAGCCAGAGGCAAAAAAAGUAGUCCGAGAUACGGCUACGCCAUGCAAGGACUCUACCCCGACCCCCCCACCCUGCUCCAAGAUCACAACGACGACACCACCCUGUGAUAAGGUCACUACGACAACAACAACAACACCUUGUGCCCCUACAACGACUUCUACCACAACGACAACGACAACCACUACCACAACAACCACUACUACAACAACCACUACAACAACCACUACGACAACUACAACACCUUGUGCCCCCACAACGACUUCCACCACAACGACAACCACUACAACCACUACCACAACAACCACUACUACAACAACGACCACAACAACCACGACAACAACCACAACGACAACUACAACACCUUGUGCCCCUACAACGACUUCCACCACAACGACAACCACGACAACAACGACCACAACAACAACUACUACGACAACCACGACAACAACCACUACCACAACUACAACACCUUGUGCCCCUACAACGACUUCCACCACAACGACAACCACUACAACAACUACUACAACAACCACAACUACAACAACGACCACAACAACCACGACAACAACCACAACGACAACUACAACGCCUUGUGCCCCUACAACGACUUCCACUACAACGACAACCACUACCACGACCACCACAACAACUACUACAACAACCACGACAACAACCACUACCACAACUACAACAACCACUACCACAACUACAACAACCACUACCACAACUACAACACCGUGUGCCCCUACAACGACUUCCACCACAACGACAACCACUACAACAACUACCACAACAACCACUACUACAACAACGACCACAACAACCACGACAACAACCACAACGACAACUACAACACCUUGUGCCCCUACAACGACUUCCACUACAACGACAACCACUACCACGACCACCACAACAACUACUACAACAACCACGACAACAACCACGACAACAACCACUACCACAACUACAACAACCACUACCACAACUACAACACCGUGUGCCCCUACAACGACUUCCACCACAACGACAACCUCUACAACAACUACCACAACAACUACUACUACAACAACUACUACAACCACGACCACCACAACAACUACUACAACAACCACAACAACAACCACUACCACAACUACAACACCUUGUGCCCCUACAACGACUUCCACCACAACGACAACCACUACCACGACCACCACAACAACUACUACAACAACCACGACAACAACGACUACCACAACUACAACACCUUGUGCCCCUACAACGACAUCCACCACAACGACAACCACUACCACGACCACCACAACAACUACUACAACAACCACGACAACAACGACUACCACAACUACAACACCUUGUGCCCCUACAACGACUUCCACCACAACGACAACCACUACCACGACCACCACAACAACUACUACAACAACCACUACCACAACUACAACACCUUGUGCCCCUACAACGACUUCCACCACAACGACAACCACAACAACAACUACCACAACAACCACGACAACGACCACUACGACAACUACAACACCUUGCGCGCCUACAACAACUUCUACCACAACGACAACCACCACCACGACCACCACAACAACUACUACGACAACCACGACAACAACCACUACCACAACUACAACACCUUGUGCCCCUACAACGACUUCCACCACAACGACAACCACUACAACAACUACCACAACAACCACUACUACAACCACCACGACAACACCUUGUGCUCCGACAACGACUUCCACAACAACGACAACAACCACUACAACAACUACAACACCUUGUGCCCCUACAACGACUUCCACCACAACGACAACGACAACCACUACCACGACCACCACAACAACUACUACAACAACCACCACCACAACUACAACACCUUGUGCCCCUACAACGACUUCCACUACAACGACAACCACAACAACAACUACUACAACAACCACUACAACACCUUGUGCUCCGACAACGACUUCCACAACAACGACAACAACCACUACAACAACUACAACACCUUGUGCCCCUACAACGACUUCCACCACAACGACCACCACGACAACAACCACGACAACUUGCGCUCCUAAGGAGACAACUACGACAACCACCUGCUCUCCAAAAACAACGACUACGACCACGGCUUGUUCUCCAGAAGACGACGCCUCCACAACGACCACUACUUGUUCGUCAAAAGUAACUACAACAACAGCCUGCCCCGACUCUGAACCAACAACGACUUGCGAGUCGACCGCGGCCUCGAAGUCGAAGUCCAAGUCAAAGGCAAUGGCAGCUACCCAGGCGAACCGUAACCCCGUCCGCAGAAAUCCCCUGAGCAAGCUUCUGUGGGAAGUGGCUCAUUUGGCGGGACUCACGUCCACUGGAUCUGGAACUGGACUGGAAGUAUCCUGCUCCGGCAAGCCCGACGGAUUCCUGAUGGCGUCGCCAAAAAGCUGCAGUGAAUACUACAUCUGUCGGCACCAACGCGCUCUGAAGGUGAGCUGCGGUGAUAAGUACUUCAAUGGAGCCAAGGGCAUGUGCGAUCUUCCCGAGAACACAAGCUGCAUCCAAUCUUAAAGGGACGAACCAACUGAUGGCUUUCGAAAAACAUGGAAACAUGGAAUACUUAAAAAUUGUAGAAUGCAUAUAAGUA
Messenger RNA from Drosophila bipectinata, 2967 nucleotides. RefSeq names its product Mucin 96D (gene Muc96D). The record is from RefSeq and is a predicted model, not a curated record. Lineage: Eukaryota; Metazoa; Arthropoda; Insecta; Diptera; Drosophilidae. Gene Ontology annotation, cellular component: extracellular region. Gene Ontology annotation, molecular function: chitin binding.